Jaculus jaculus (lesser Egyptian jerboa) is the source of this 697-nucleotide messenger RNA. Its product is annotated as synaptobrevin homolog YKT6-like. The coding region runs from base 1 to 666 and encodes 221 amino acids. Gene Ontology annotation, molecular function: SNAP receptor activity. The transcript has 2 exons. The record is from RefSeq and is a predicted model, not a curated record. Gene Ontology annotation, cellular component: Golgi apparatus. Gene Ontology annotation, biological process: endoplasmic reticulum to Golgi vesicle-mediated transport. NCBI's taxonomy places the organism in Eukaryota, Metazoa, Chordata, Mammalia, Rodentia, Dipodidae.
AUGCAGCCCCCGGGGCCGGCGGCGGUGGCGGUGGCGGUGGCGGCGGCGGCGGUGGCGGGCCGUGGCGCUUCUAAGCUGUGCAGCCUGAGCGUCCUGUACAAAAGCGAGCCCAGGGCAGUGCUGCUCAAGGCCGCCUACGACAUGUCUUCCUUCAGCUUCUUCCAGAGGCCCAGCGUUCGGGAAUUCAUGGCCUUCACGAGUCAACCGAUUGUGGAGCGCUCGGCGAAAGGCAGCAGAGCUUCUGUCAAACAACAAGAGUAUCUGUGCCACGUCUAUGUCCGGAAUGGUAGUCUUGCAGGUGUGGUCAUUGUGGACAGUGAAUACCCAUCCCGAGUGGCCUUUACCUUACUGGAGAAGGUACUAGAAGAAUUCUCCGAACAGGUUGACAGGAUAGACUGGCCACUAGGAUCCCCAGCUACAAUUCAGUACACAGCUUUGGAUGGUUACCUUAGUAGAUACCAGAACCCCCGAGAUGCUGAUCCCAUGAGUAAAGUGCAAGCUGAACUAGAUGAGACCAAAAUCAUUCUGCACAACACCAUGGAGUCUUUGUUAGAGCGAGGCGAGAAGCUCGAUGACUUGGUGUCCAAAUCAGAAGUACUGGGAACCCAGUCGGAAGCCUUCUAUAAAACUGCCCGAAAACAACAUUCAUGCUGUGCAGUCAUGUGACGCAGCCCAUAGAGGCUGGCGCUGGAUCCUC